UACUGCUUGGGCCAAAAACUUCAGUCUGUUGGUUGCGGCAGCAGGUAGCAAAGUGACCACUUGGACUUGGGUGCUCGGGAAGCCACCGUGGCUGGAGAGCAAGAGUUUACCAUGGACGGGUUCCGUAUAUAUUCUUCAGAUAACUACACCGAGGAAGACUUGGGGGGUUCUGGUGACUAUGACUCCAUGAAGGAACCCUGUUUCCGAGAUGAAAAUGCGCAUUUCAACCGUAUCUUUCUGCCCACUGUCUACUCCAUCAUCUUCUUGACUGGCAUAAUAGGCAAUGGAUUGGUCAUCCUGGUCAUGGGCUAUCAGAAGAAACUGAGAAGCAUGACAGACAAGUACAGGCUGCACCUGUCCGUGGCUGACCUCCUGUUUGUCCUCACACUUCCCUUCUGGGCAGUCGAUGCUGUGGCAAAUUGGUACUUUGGGAAGUUCCUAUGCAAAGCAGUCCAUGUCAUUUACACAGUCAACCUCUACAGCAGUGUCCUCAUCUUGGCCUUCAUCAGUCUGGACCGGUACCUGGCCAUUGUCCAUGCCACCAACAGUCAGAGGCCAAGGAAACUGUUGGCUGAAAAAGUGGUCUAUGUUGGUGUCUGGAUUCCUGCUCUCCUGUUGACUAUUCCUGACCUCAUCUUUGCCAACAUCCAGGAAGGGGAAAACAAAUACAUCUGUGACCGUUUCUACCCCAAUGACUUGUGGGUGGUGGUCUUUCAGUUUCAGCACAUCGUCGUUGGCCUUAUACUGCCUGGUAUUGUCAUCCUGUCCUGCUAUUGCAUUAUCAUAUCCAAGCUAUCACACUCCAAAGGCUAUCAGAAGCGUAAGGCCCUCAAGACCACAGUUAUCCUCAUCCUGGCUUUCUUCGCCUGCUGGCUGCCCUACUACAUUGGGCUCAGCAUCGACUCCUUCAUCCUGCUGGAAAUCAUCAAUCAAGGAUGUGAAUUUCAGAACACUGUGCACAAGUGGAUUUCCAUCACUGAAGCCCUAGCCUUUUUCCACUGUUGCCUGAAUCCCAUUCUGUACGCCUUCCUGGGCGCCAAAUUUAAAACGUCUGCCCAGCAUGCACUCACCUCUGUGAGCAGAGGGUCCAGCCUCAAGAUCCUCUCCAAGGGAAAGCGGGGUGGACACUCUUCUGUUUCAACUGAGUCCGAAUCUUCAAGUUUUCAUUCCAGCUAACACUGAUAUAAAAGACUUAAAAAAACUUUUUAAGUUACACUUUUUUUUUCGGAUAUAAAAGACUGACCAAUACUGUACAGUUUUUAUUGACUGUUGCAUUUUUUUCUUGUGUUUGUUUUUUAUUUUUUUAGUUUUUUAGUUUUGUGAGGUUUAAUUGAUUUAUUUAUAUAAAUAUUGUUUCAUAUUGAAGAGUGUCUAGGCAGGACCUGUGGCCAAGUUCUUAGUUGCUAUAUGUUUGAUAAUAGGAUUGUAGAAAAGAGAACCAAACAUUCCAGAGUAUGUAGCAAUUACUUAAGGCUAGAAAUGACCCUCUGCUGUUCGUGAAUUAAUAGUCUCUCCAUUUCAUGGAACGGUUUUUCUUUUUCCUGUUCUAAAAUUGGUUACGCUAUCUGAUUUUCGCCUUAGGAGAUGGCACUUAUAACCAAAGCCUGAAGUGAUAGAAAUGCUGGGUUGUUGUUUUUUCAUGGGUGGGUUGAUUUCAGCACCUGUAAUGUACAGUCUUGUAUUUAGUUGUUAAUAAAAGUACAUAAUAAAC
Molecule: messenger RNA, 1711 nt
Organism: Talpa occidentalis (Iberian mole)
Lineage: Eukaryota; Metazoa; Chordata; Mammalia; Eulipotyphla; Talpidae
Gene: CXCR4
Product: C-X-C motif chemokine receptor 4
Exons: 2
Coding region: 112-1176 (354 amino acids)
Biological process (GO): immune response; chemotaxis; G protein-coupled receptor signaling pathway
Cellular component (GO): membrane
Molecular function (GO): chemokine receptor activity; cytokine binding
Source: RefSeq, a predicted model, not a curated record